AUGACGACGCAAGAGACGUUCACUGCGGCCGAAGCAGCCGUGUACGACCGACAGAUGCGACUGUGGGGCGUAGAGGCUCAGAAGCGGCUGCAGAGAUCGCACGUGCUGGUCAGUGGACUGACUACGCUGGGCUCGGAGCUCGUGAAGAACCUCGUGCUUGCCGGUAUUAGCGUCACGCUGCACGACUCGCAGGUUGUGACGCAACGAGCGGUGGAGUCUCAAUUUUUUCUAUCCGAAGAGGACGUGGGCAAAAAUCGCGCAGUGGCGUGUCUACCGCGUGUGCAGGAACUUAACCCACUGGUUCAGGUUACGAUUGAAACCAAAGUGAUCAAUGACCUGAACGACGACUAUUUCAAGCAGUUCACGGCCGUGUGUCUUGUGGGCGCCCAUCUGGACGUGGAGCUGAGACUGGACGCAUUGUGCCGCUCUUUCGGCACGGCAUUCUAUGCUGCCAGAAGCUUUGGCUACAACGGCAUCGUGUUCAUUGACUUGGGCGAGCACACGUACCGUCGCGAUGCAUUACGCAAUGACGGGAGUCCGAGUGAUCCGUGCUCGGUCAAGUUCCCGACGCUGGAGGACGCUCAGAAGGUCCAGUGGAGCUCGCUGCAGAGUGCCCGCAAACGCGGACCCCAGCUACCUCAGGUGUUUGUCAAGAACCAAUUGCUGCAAGGAUACAAGAGUCAGAAAGGCGUGACUGCGAUCUCGAGUGCUGACGAUGUGGACUUUAUCCAGUACGCAAGGAAGCAGUUCCUAGUCAACGGAUUGGAUGAAGAGUACCUCUCACCGAAUGAACUGCAGACGCUCGUUCGCAUUGCGGACACGGAACUUGUUCCGAUCUGUGCGAUCGUGGCAGGGAUCAUGGGUCAAGAGGUGAUUCGAGCCAUGUCGCAAAAAGACGAGCCGAUCUGCAACUUCUUUUGCUUCGAUGGCGCAACUGGCAUCGUGAGACGAGUGGGGUCGUAG
This is a messenger RNA of Peronospora matthiolae, 963 nucleotides long. NCBI's taxonomy places the organism in Eukaryota, Oomycota, Peronosporomycetes, Peronosporales, Peronosporaceae. The record is from the annotation of a GenBank genome assembly.